Mya arenaria is the source of this 1949-nucleotide messenger RNA. RefSeq lists its product as uncharacterized. The transcript has 4 exons. The record is from RefSeq and is a predicted model, not a curated record. Gene Ontology annotation, biological process: immune response. Gene Ontology annotation, cellular component: membrane. NCBI's taxonomy places the organism in Eukaryota, Metazoa, Mollusca, Bivalvia, Myida, Myidae. Gene Ontology annotation, molecular function: tumor necrosis factor receptor binding. The coding region runs from base 238 to 1122 and encodes 294 amino acids.
UUAGUAUAUUAGGGUGAAAUAAGUUUUUAUAAUAAGGUUGUGACAAUACCGACUUUGGAUGACGAAAUUUUUAAAUAAAGUGAAAGGUGUGAAGGAAUUAAAAGACGGGACAGAAGUUAAAUAUUGACAGAACAAAUUGAUAAAUUUGGGGUAAAUGAAGCAGCUUAAAGCGCGUUCGACCAGCCCAAGACAUCGACUUACCUCAGAGGAAACAGUGUAAACGAAAAUAGAGAAAAGAUGGAGCAUACACACUUUCUUGCGAAAAACACAAAUUCAAUUGUGGACCUAAAACUAAAAGCAAAAUUGCUUCAAAAUCAAGCGUCAGUGUGCAACGGUGAAAAUGACACUGAAGAUGAUGAUUCGAUGUCUAGACAACAUCAGGUUGCCCUGAAUGUGGAAAGAAGUGUUGAAAUAGAAAUGGAAAAUGAAGGGAACACUUUAGUUUCCGAAGUUUCCUCGAGCCAAACGGUCACCGGAAGACGUGAGGAAUGGACACAUAGACGUGCGUGUUUGGUUAUAGCAACAAGCGCCGUUAUAGGAUGUCUACUGUCAUGUACCGUCCUUAUUCCAGUUUUUUACAUGAGCAGUUCGUCCGAGCCUCUCUUUGUUUCGUCGGGCAAUGCAACGACAGAAUCCCAAGAACACUGGCAGGCGCGCUAUACGGACAAUGCAACUCAUAGCAAACCAAUCGGAAGAUUUGUCCUUGAUCAGCAGUCAUUAUUUGUAAAUGGUUUGUUACGAUGGAAGGAAUCGGAGCAGACAGCAGGCUCUAGUAUGCAGCUGAGCCCGAAUGGGUUCUGUGUUGUGGCGCCAGAAUCCGGACUCUACAUGGUGUACUCACAGAUAACUUUCACUUUCGACGGGCGAACAGACCGGUCCGAGGUGGCGCACAUCGUCAGCGUUCGAAGUGGCGAUGACGACCGCAAGCUGCAGAAAAAGUUGAUCAGCAUCCCGUACAGAAACCCCGAGCUUCCGGAGCGCCAGCAGACUAUGGAAUCCAGUAAUCUCAUAACGUCCGCGAAAGUUGCGGCCGACGACCGCAUAUGUAUAGGGGCCAGCCCGGUGAAUCUUGUCUACAACUCACAGGUAGACAACGUACUUACGGUUGUAAAGGAAGAGUAAAAGAAGGAUUCCGUCGUCACAGAGCCGAUGGAACACAUCACGUUAACGCAGGAUAAAAUCUAGUUACGAGUAAACUCUUAAAUUGGCCACCCUAAGCAAUAGUGUUCAAUCAAUACAAUAGUUCACGGGUAUAACCCGGGUGCUUUUGUUCAGUAUAAGUUGAUAUCACCGUCAGUGUAACGUCUAAAAGCAGAAUAAAACACGAUUGUGAUGUUUACAUAAGCGGAGCAAUCGAAUCUGAAAUACAUAGAAGUUUGUUAGUUGUUGAACAAAAAUACAUUCACAUAUUCUUGUAUAAAUUUGUAGUUGACCAUGAUACAUUACUUAGCAUGAUUGAUGUUGUUGGUGUACUUUGUUUGUUAAAGUAAACUGUCAUUGUUGUCAUAGAAGAAAGUUUGGUAUCACUUAAUUUACGAAAAGGCAUGAUAUUGUAAGAAAUGUUUAUUUACGCAAAGGAAUGACAUUGUAAGCAUUGUUUGUUUAACACGACAUAACAUUGUAAGAAAUUUUUUAACACCACAUGACAUUGUAAGAAAUGUUUGUUUUAACACGACAUGACAUUGUAGGAAAUGUUUGUUUUAAUACGACAUGCCAUUGUAAGAAAUGUUAAAUUUAACACGACAUGCCAUGUAAAAAAAUGUUUGUUUCAACCUUUCAUAUUCUUUGUAAAUAAUUUAUGAUAUAAACCUUUUUGGGUUCAAUAAUGUCGCUUUUUUGUGUAUAUGUUUUUGUUGGAUUGAGUAGAUAAAUGAUUUUGUAUAAAGCCUGUGAAAAAUAAUCGAUUUGAAUUGUUAUAAUGUGCUAAAAAUAUUAAGAUAAAAAUAUAU